GUUUUUCACUCUUUCUGUUAAGAAGAUAAUAUAUCAUCAUGUUACUGGAAAAAAUAGUGGAGGCUAUCUCUGGGAGAAGUGAGGACAAUGGAAAAAAGGUGAAAGGAACAGUUGUGUUGAUGAAGAAGAAUGUACUGGACUUUAAUGAUGUCAAUGCCUCUCUUCUUGAUGGAGUACUUGAGUUCCUUGGGAAAAGAGUCUCUUUGCAGUUGAUCAGCGUUGUUCAUGCUGAUCCUGGAAACAGUUUACAAGGGAAACGUAGCAAUCCAGCUUACUUGGAGAAGUGGCUCACUACAGGAACCUCAUUAGUAGCAGGUGAAUCAGCCUUUGACGUCACGUUUGAUUGGGACGAAGAUAUUGGCGUACCAGGGGCAUUUAUUAUCAAUAAUUUCCACUUCAAUGAGUUUUAUCUCAAGUCACUCACCCUUGAAGAUGUUCCUAAUCAUGGCAACGUUCAUUUUGUCUGCAAUUCUUGGGUUUAUCCUGCUAAAAAAUACAAAUCAGAACGCAUUUUCUUUGCUAAUCAGGCAUAUCUUCCCGGUGAAACACCAGAACCAUUGCGCAAUUACAGAGAAAAAGAAUUAGUGAACUUGAGAGGAAAUGGAAAUGGAAAGCUUGAGGAAUGGGACAGAGUUUAUGACUACGCGUUAUACAAUGACUUGGGUGAUCCAGAAAAAGGCAAACAGUAUGCCAGGACUAUCCUCGGAGGAUCUGCUGAGUACCCGUACCCUCGGAGAGGAAGAACUGGCAGAAAGCCAACAAAAGCAGAUCCUAAAAGUGAAAGUAGGAUUCCACUACUUAUGAGUUUAGACAUCUAUGUACCAAGAGACGAGCGUUUUGGACACAUUAAGUUGUCGGACUUCCUGACGUAUGCUUUGAAAUCCAUUGUUCAGUUCCUUAUCCCCGAGUUUCAAGCUCUCUUUGAUAGCACACCUGAUGAGUUUGACAGCUUUGAGGAUGUACUGAAACUUUAUGAAGGAGGAAUCAAAUUGCCCCAAGGCCCUUUUCUUAAAGCCCUCACUGAUAGUAUUCCUCUAGAGAUUCUAAAAGAAAUUAUCCGAACCGAUGGUGAAGGAAAAUUCAAAUUCCCAGCACCUCAAGUUAUUCAAGAGGAUAAAAGUUCAUGGAGGACUGAUGAAGAAUUUGCAAGAGAAAUGCUUGCCGGAGUAAAUCCUGUCAUAAUCAGCAGACUCCAAGAAUUCCCUCCAAAAAGCCAGUUAGAUUCUGAAGUAUAUGGCAAUCAAAACAGUACAAUAACCAAAGAGCAUAUAGAGAAUACACUUGAUGGGCUAACGAUCGAUGAUGCAAUCAAGACUAACAGGCUUUAUAUACUAAACCACCAUGACAUCCUUAUGCCAUAUGUGAGGAGAAUAAACACGACAAACACAAAACUCUACGCCUCAAGAACUUUGCUAUUCUUGCAAGACGAUGGAACAAUGAAGCCGGUAGCAAUUGAACUAAGCUUGCCACAUCCAGAUGGCGAUGAACUUGGUGCUGUUAGCAAAGUCUAUACCCCAGCUGAUCAAGGUGUUGAAGGUUCAAUAUGGCAAUUGGCUAAAGCUUAUGUUGCAGUGAAUGACUCGGGUGUCCAUCAGCUAAUUAGUCACUGGUUGAAUACACACGCAGCCAUUGAGCCUUUUGUGAUUGCUACAAACAGGCAACUAAGUGUGCUUCACCCAAUUCAUAAGCUUUUACAUCCUCAUUUUCGUGACACGAUGAACAUAAAUGCUUUGGCAAGACAGAUCUUAAUCAAUGCUGGUGGAGUUCUUGAGAUGACAGUUUUUCCUGCCAAAUAUGCGAUGGAAAUGUCAGCUGUAGUUUACAAAAGUUGGGUUUUUCCUGAACAAGCACUUCCAGCUGAUCUUAUAAAGAGGGGAGUGGCCGUAGAGGACUCUAGUUCCCCACAUGGUGUUCGCUUGCUAAUUCAAGACUAUCCAUAUGCUGUUGAUGGCUUAGAAAUAUGGUCAGCAAUCAAAAGUUGGGUAACCGAAUAUUGCAACUUCUAUUAUAAAUCAGAUGAAUUAGUUUUGAAAGAUAAUGAACUCCAAGCGUGGUGGAAGGAACUUCGAGAAGAAGGACAUGGUGACAAGAAAGAUGAACCUUGGUGGCCUAAAAUGCAAACUCGCCAAGAGCUAAAAGAUUCUUGCACUAUUAUUAUUUGGAUAGCAUCAGCACUUCAUGCAGCAGUCAAUUUUGGGCAAUACCCUUAUGCAGGUUACCUCCCAAAUCGCCCAACGUUAAGUCGAAGAUUCAUGCCUGAGCCAGGAACUCCUGAGUAUGAAGAACUCAAGACAAAUCCUGACAAGGCAUACUUGAAAACAAUCACUCCUCAACUGCAGACAUUACUAGGAAUUUCUCUCAUAGAGAUAUUAUCAAGGCAUGCAUCAGAUGAGAUUUACCUUGGACAACGGGACUCAUCCGAAUGGACAAAGGAUCAAGAACCCAUUGCUGCUUUUGAGAGAUUUGGGAAGAAGUUAAGUGAGAUCGAGGAUCAAAUUAUACAGAUGAAUGGUGAUAAGAAAUGGAAAAAUAGGUCAGGGCCUGUUAACGUUCCAUAUACAUUGCUCUUCCCUACAAGUGAACAAGGACUCACAGGCAAAGGAAUACCUAAUAGUGUGUCAAUAUAGUACUUUCAUUUAAAUCUCCACAUCGUCAAGUUUCAUUUUUUUCUUUUAUUCAAUUACAACCUCAAGUUUGUGUGAUGUAACUUUUUCUUGAUAUAUUUCAAUAUAUAUAGAUGUAUUAUAUGUAAUGGUAGAACAUUUGAAUAAGACAAUAAUCAUAUUUUUCCUUCUA
Molecule: messenger RNA, 2796 nt
Organism: Solanum tuberosum (potato)
Lineage: Eukaryota; Viridiplantae; Streptophyta; Magnoliopsida; Solanales; Solanaceae
Gene: POTLX-3
Product: lipoxygenase
Biological process (GO): lipid oxidation
Molecular function (GO): metal ion binding; protein binding; oxidoreductase activity, acting on single donors with incorporation of molecular oxygen, incorporation of two atoms of oxygen
Source: RefSeq, marked provisional